This is a messenger RNA of Podospora bellae-mahoneyi, 585 nucleotides long. RefSeq lists its product as uncharacterized. The record is from RefSeq and is a predicted model, not a curated record. Lineage: Eukaryota; Fungi; Ascomycota; Sordariomycetes; Sordariales; Podosporaceae. Bases 1 to 585 code for a protein of 194 amino acids. The transcript has 2 exons.
AUGUCAAUCGCUCCCACUUCGAAAGAGUACAAAACAUUUUUGGACGUUGUCAAUGCCCGUGAGAAUUUCCCCAUCCUGCAGUGGGUAUUCCAGGUGUAUAUCGAUUCCAUCGAUAGGUCUUACCAUCUUGUCAUUCCGCCGGCUGAUCAAACUGUUAGGCUUGUCAUCCCCUCGGUUGUUUCUGCCUUUUGUGGUCUCCAAGGUCGGAAACUCGACGAGCCCAGCAGGCCAAGGACCUUAGCGCUUGUCGAUGGCACCGACGCCGCGUCGAGGACAGCCAUUGUCCAGAAGACUCUGCACAAAUUCUGCGACGAGAAGAUGCUUGCGAAUCUGUCACGCUGGCGCAACGAGUUGAAGCCCAUCUAUGGAUCCAGUGGCGAGCUUCCCUUCAAGGUCGAUCGUGCUACCGCACCCCUUCUCGGUGUCGUCUCGUAUGGGAUUCACCGGACAGCCUUCACUCGCAGUGACGACAGUCAUAUCAAGCUGUGGGUGCAGAAACGCUCACAGUCCACUACAUUCUAUCCCGACCACCUCGACAAUACUGUAGCUAGCUCGACUAUACCCGAUGGCCAACUGCCUCUAUAA